Messenger RNA from Oryza brachyantha (malo sina), 1236 nucleotides. Its product is annotated as COP9 signalosome complex subunit 7. The transcript has 9 exons. NCBI's taxonomy places the organism in Eukaryota, Viridiplantae, Streptophyta, Magnoliopsida, Poales, Poaceae. Bases 129 to 878 code for a protein of 249 amino acids. Gene Ontology annotation, cellular component: COP9 signalosome. The record is from RefSeq and is a predicted model, not a curated record.
CCACUAUAAUCCCAAAACAGAGAGAAAGGCAGGAGGGGACAUCACGAAAGCGAAACCACGCGAGACGAGGGACGGGGGGCAUCUCCUCCAAACCCUAGCCGCGCCGUGGGACGUGAUCGCCGGCGGCGAUGGCGAUGGACGCGGAGCGGCGGCAGGCGGAGCUGAUCGAGCAGUUCUCGGCACAGGCGGCCGCUCUCUCCUCGUCGGCGCCGCAGCUGGCGGCGCUCGUGCUCGAGGCCACGUCCCACCCGGCGCUCUUCGCCUUCUCCGAGCUCCUCUCCCUCCCCGCCCUCUCCAAGCUCACGGGGACGCAGUAUGCUUCGUCGCUGGACGUGCUCCGCCUCUUCGCCUACGGGACAUUGAAGGACUACAAGAGUAAUUCUGGCACCCUCCCUGCAUUGUUACCUGAUCAAGUCCGGAAGCUGAAGCAACUCAGUGUGCUAACAUUGGCUGAGUCAACCAAGGUGCUACCGUAUGAUCAACUCAUGCAAGAAUUGGAUGUUUCCAAUGUAAGAGAACUUGAAGAUUUCCUCAUCAAUGAGUGCAUGUACUCGGGUAUUGUCAGAGGCAAAUUGGAUCAGGUGCGGAGGUGUUUUGAGGUACAAUUUGCAACUGGAAGGGAUCUUACACCUGAUCAGCUGAACAACAUGAUAGAUACAUUGUCUGACUGGUUGGGAACAUCAGAUAAUUUGUUGCACCAGAUCCAGGAGAAAAUCAAGUGGGCUGAUACAAUGAGUGAAGUGAACAAGAAGCAUCAGAAGGAGUUCGAAGACAAGGUAGAAGAAGCCAAAAAAUCAAUCAAGAAGUUGAACAAUUUAAACAGGCAGACAUCGACUUACGGGGGCAUGACGACUUUCUCUCUGAACCUGGAGGAAUAAUGGAUUUUGAAGAGGACCGCAUCCGACCAAAAAGGAGGCGACAACCAAUGGCAUAGUUUCAAUGAAGUCGUUGCUGCCUCCCCAAUUGUGGAAGUGCUGACGCCUGCCUCGAGAGACAUUUUGGCACUAGAGCUGAGGAAACUCCCCUCAUCAAUUAUUUAUGGUGCUUCCUUUUAAGCGAGUAACCAUUAUCAGUGUUUCCUCUAGAGAAAAUACUCGUUUAUGGUACGAGAUGUAAGAAGAUGAUUCUUACCGUAGCAUUUGUUUGCUGGUUAAGAAAAAAAACAGGUGGCUGGCUUAGCACUGUAAAGAUUAUGGUUCUGAUAGUAUUUUUCUAAAGGUAUUUACUCUGUUUGCA